CUUUCUCUUAAAUAUGCCGACUGACAUUCCGACUUCAACUUCUCCUAAUACUAUUCUGUUUUCUGACUCGACUUUCAAUAGAGAGUUACAUAAAACAUAUAAAAGGUUGAAUUGGAAUCAGAAGAUGACUUAUGAAAACUUUCCUGACGAUUUGACGAAAGUCUCUUAUUUGAAAGGAAUAUUGGAAGAGCGUAAAAAAUGGAAACUUUUAGUGAAUUUAUAUAGUCAUUUAGCAAGUAUCGCUAUUACUAUUAAUUUUAUCAAUUUAACAUAUGACCCGGAUAAAGAUAUUAUUGAAACGAUUCUUUCGGCUUCAUUUUGCUUUGUUAUUGGUAUUCGAAUUUCUAGACUUGUAAAAAUGUUGUCUGUUUUGGCAGAGGGUAGAGAAUAGAGAGAUUUGAAUACAAAUUUCUGGACUUCCUUUUAUCAUUCAUAAACAUAUGAUCUUUAAUUAAUAUUUCAUAAUAAAUACGAUGAUAAUUCCACAAUAACAAUAUGAGAAAUUAUAUAAGGCCAAUGACUCGCUUUUAUAUUUAUAUUAUAAUUAUUCUUAGAAAUUGGUAAACCAAAUAAAAGAUGACCGGA
Rhizophagus irregularis DAOM 181602=DAOM 197198 is the source of this 585-nucleotide messenger RNA. RefSeq lists its product as uncharacterized. The record is from RefSeq and is a predicted model, not a curated record. Lineage: Eukaryota; Fungi; Glomeromycota; Glomeromycetes; Glomerales; Glomeraceae.